AAGAGCUACUGUUUUUCUCUUACAGAAUAACCUUAUAAGAAGAAUCAGAAAUACAACUUUUGGACGUUUAUAUAGUACAGCAAUGCUAUGGCUUUCUUCUAACCCUUUGGAGAUCAUCGAAGAUGGAGCAUUCAUAUCGAUGUCCUAUCUUCGAUAUAUAAAUCUGGCUGAUACUAAGUUGCAGAGGAUUGUCCCUGCCACCCUGAUGAACCAAAAUAAACAAAUCAUUCUACAGGUUUUUCGAAAUCUCGCAUCGGAAACAACUGCAUUUCUUUGUGAUAGAUGUAAAGGAUUUUAUAGCGAAAGAGGAUACAUUGUUGAAAGAAAUCCACAUGGCCAAUUUGAAUGUUUUCCGUGUCCAUACGGAACUUUCAAACAGGGAGGCUUUUGCAAUACAUGUCCAGCAGGUGGUUUCUAUCAAGAUGAGCAGGCACAAUACAAAAUACUUUCUCAUGGUAUAGGAUGUAAACAGUGUCCAGACGGAACUUUUGUGAGUCUGCAAAGUUCACCAGGAGUACAAAAAGCCGACUGUCAGAAAUGUCCAGAAGGAACCAGUCCUGAUCACCCAGCUUUGUUCAGAGCCUGUUUUUGCCGUGACGACCAUUACCGUGUACAUCGCUUUGCGGCCUGUUUCCCAUGUACACGAGGAUACAAAUGUACAAACGAGACCAUCAACCUGUUACCUGGUUUCUAUUGGAAGUGGAAUUCUACAGAAACCAAACACAUGUACCUGAACUUUUCUGCCGAGUUACAAGUCACUAGCCAAUCAUAUAACAAAAAUCUGGCUCACUAUACUCAAGGUCUUCCUAAAGCCUACGCAUGUCCUACUGCAUCGGCGUGCAAAGGUGGUAUAGACUCGGAAUGCUCUGUUGGUUACGAGGGUCCCAUGUGUGCAAUGUGCAGUAGACAUUUUUACAUGCUCGCAUCGAUAUGCCGCAAAUGCCCCACCCCACCCUGGAUAGUAACCCAGAUCAUACUUGUCAUUGUGAUUGUAGUGGGUCUGAUUGUCUUGCUGAUAAGAGACAAAAAGAAAAAGUCAAGUGGGAGAUCUCUCUCUGAUAUCAUGACAGCCAGACUUAAGAUCCUGAUUGGAUUCUACCAAGUCACUUCAGGAACAAUCUCCAGUUUCUCGUACGUCCAUUGGCCUUAUGCCAUGAUCAAGCUGGUCAGGUAUGCAGAGGUAUUCCAGAUGAAUCUUCUACAAGCAGCUCCACUUCAUUGCAUAUCAGACUCCCUCAAGACUAAUGUUCACGUCAAACUGCUUGCUGCAGUACUAUUUAAUGUUGUUGCUAUAAUGGCUGGAAUCGUAUAUUAUCAUAUCAGGGUCAGACAAAUCCCUAGCAAGAGGAGGUCUCUUCUUCAACAGCGUUGUUACCGCACGGUCUUCCUGAUCUUAUUCAUUUCGUUCCCCAUGACAUGCAGCUACAUUUUCCAGGCUCUCCCCGAGACUUGCCAGGAAGUCUGCACCUCGACAGAUGAGAAGUUCUGCAAGUCGUACUUGAAAUCUGACUACUCUGUAGAAUGUGGAAGCAAAACUUUCAAGGUCAAAAGCCUCUUCUUUUAUGUCCUUGUCGUCUAUCCUGCUGGAUUUCCAUCGCUCAUCUUCUACCUGCUUUGGAAAUAUCGCUACAAAGGAGGACAGCAUGCUUCCCGCGAGGAAAGAGUGCAUACAAAGCAUGAUGGUAUCGUGGAAGGGUUGAAAUUCGUGUACGAGAACUACGCCAGUAAUGUGUGGUUUUGGGAAAUCAUCGAACUGGUGCGCAAAGUUCUUCUGACGUCCGUCAUUCUGCUGGCUCAUGCUGAAAGUCGUACAUACCUUGGUGUAACAGCCAUAAUAUCAGGAAUAUAUGCCGUGCUGUUUGCUUACUACAAGCCAAUCACAGACACCUUUGAACACUGGCUACAGUUGACGUCACUAUUGGCUACCAUGGUGAACAUGAUCGUUGGGAUGCUACUGAAGAUCCCUAGUGACAGCCUGUCUUCAAGUGUUAAUACCCACGUUGAUGAAGCUUUUGUAACAGCGGUGCUGAUGAUUGCUAAUGUUGCUGUCAUCGCCAUCAUGGCUGUCAAUUAUAUGGUAACGUUAGUACAGACUGUGCAGGUCAUCAGGAAGAACCCACAAUGUUCUAUCUCGUGCUGUUUGUACCUCUUCCUGACCAUAAACCAAGCAGGGAGUGACGUUUCUGGGAUAGAAGGUAAUAAUGACCUGAAGAAUUACCAAGACAUGAACGUUGGUGUUGAACAACCAGAACUGGAAAUGAGCCCCGGGGGAUUUGACAUUGAGCUUGAAGACGAAGAAGAACAAGAAGAAGAAAAAGAAGGCGAGAUUGAUCGUCAAGUAACUACGGCCUAAAGCUAGAAGACCAUGUAUGAAUUCCAAGCCAAAUAGUGACAGCUAUUUAUCAUAUAUUAUCGCUUUGCUUAUCAUUCUAUUGUUUGUUUGUUUUAAGGUAAAAGCAGGGUGCGGAUCUCGGUCAUUUAUUACAAAUUUGUAAAAACGACUUUUUAAAAUCUCAACUGCCGAUUAUUUAAGGACUACAAAUUUGUUAACAUUAAUUUCUAGAUAAUGUUUUCACAAGUUGGAAAAACUUUUCCCUCUUUUCUUCCUAUAACGCAAACGGAUAUUAACUCUUACUAUUCUUGGAGUGCAAACACGUGAUCCCUUGAGAUAAAAAUAACAAUGAAACAGCCGCCAUCUUGGUUGAUCUAGCACAAGAGAAGCGUAAUGAGCAAUGCUUUAUAUAGUCAACCAACAUGGCGGCUAUGAAGUAACAUACACUCCAAGAAUAGGAAUAUGCAUGAUCCAUACAGCUUGUAAUAUAAAUUGAGAGACAGUCCAUGAACGAUAGGACUGGUUUGUGCAAGGGUAUGCGCGUAAGCUAACUCUAUUUAUCCUGCAAUGUUUAUUUUCUUUGGUAUGUUUAUUUAUGGGUGUUUAUGCUUCGCGUAGUAAAUCUACGUUGCAAGAUAGCUAGUAAUAAAAGUCAUCAUGAAUUGCUACAGACCCAAUCUCAUAGAAAAUAACGCAGACGAAAAUGAAAAAAGAUUUGAUUAUUCAACCCAAUACGGAUUCCCUGAGAAUUACUUCACGUGUGGCUGUAUAUCAAUCUCUCGUCUCUCCAAGACGCCACACAUAUGGCUAGCGGCUAAAGGGUGAACACCCAAUUGUCUCUUCUUUACUCACUCGGUCUUUGAUCUGAUCCUGAUUCAUUUCUUUCAGAGCUCCUCGAAGUUCUGUUUAAACACCUGUAAAGUACUAAAUAGCUCUGAAUUUCUCAAAACAGAUUUCAUUCAGUUUUCAGUUUGAGUGCGCCGAGUUGUAAACAUUGCACAAGAGUAUUCAUGGGACACCAAAGAUGCGCUACUAUGGUGAUACAGAGGUAUUCAACUAAU
Actinia tenebrosa (Australian red waratah sea anemone) is the source of this 3393-nucleotide messenger RNA. RefSeq lists its product as uncharacterized. NCBI's taxonomy places the organism in Eukaryota, Metazoa, Cnidaria, Anthozoa, Actiniaria, Actiniidae. Gene Ontology annotation, molecular function: protein binding. The record is from RefSeq and is a predicted model, not a curated record.